Messenger RNA from Linnemannia hyalina, 717 nucleotides. The record is from the annotation of a GenBank genome assembly. NCBI's taxonomy places the organism in Eukaryota, Fungi, Mortierellomycota, Mortierellomycetes, Mortierellales, Mortierellaceae.
AUGUCGACCGCCCUCAGCUUACCCAUCAACGUCCAGCCUUGGCUCAAGUACACCGCCACCACCGUUGGUCGCGACAAGAUCUACAGAGGUGUCCAGUACUUCUCCCGCUUCCUCGCCUGGUACCUUCUCCGUCAGGGCGCCACCAAGGAGACCGUCGCUCGCUUCAACAACCUCAAGAAGACUCUCGGCCUCUCCCGCAAGCGCAAGCCCGUUGAGCACAUCGAGAACGCUGUCAAGGCAACCUCCGUCAAGGACGAGUUCCUCAGAUUCAGCACCAUCGGCAAGCAGCUCGCCUACGCCGGUUACUUGACCCUCGACGGAAUCAUCUUCAUUGAUGGAUCCGGCGCUUACAAGUUCAAGAACAUCAAGAAGUACAGCGAACUCGCCAGCAGAUUCUGGUUAGCCGGUAUCGUCUUUGGUUUCCUCGGUGGUUUGUACAAGACCCGCCAGAUCCAGAUCCGUCGCGAGGUUGCUGCCCGCGGCUUGGCCCACAGCGCCGAGUCCGAGAAGUCCCACGCCCGCACCGAGCUCAAGGCCAUUGCCAAGGAGCAGUACAGCGUUAACAAGCAGCUUCUCCAGGAUGGUUUGGAUAUGCUCAUUCCCGCCACUGGCUUGGGCUACCUGUCCUUGGAUGACGGCGCUAUUGGUCUCAUUGGUACUGCCACUGCCAUUAUGGGCGCUCAGUCCCAGUGGGCAAAGGUCAACAAGAAGGCAUAA